AUGCGUUUUCAGAGGUAUUGGCCGUCGAAGCUAAGACCACACAAACCCGUCAUCAUGUCCAAGUCCUUGGGCGUCCCGCUGAGCCUGCUCCAUGAAGGCGAAGGCCACACGAUCACGCUCGAGCUCAAGAACGGCGAGAUCUACAAGGGCCACCUCAUGGAGGCCGAAGACAGCAUGAACUGCCAGCUCAAGGACGUGACGCUGACGGGCCGCGACGGCCAGCUCAGCCGCCUCGAACAGGUCUACAUCCGCGGCAGCCAGGUCAAGCUCUUCAUCCUGCCCGACAUGCUGCAAAAGUCGCCGCUGUUCAAGAAGAUCCAGGCGCUCAAGAAGCCCAACGACAAGAAGGCCAAGAAGGGCAAGGGCC
This is a messenger RNA of Saprolegnia parasitica CBS 223.65, 367 nucleotides long. RefSeq lists its product as hypothetical. Gene Ontology annotation, cellular component: U12-type spliceosomal complex; U5 snRNP; pICln-Sm protein complex. Gene Ontology annotation, molecular function: RNA binding. The transcript has a single exon. Lineage: Eukaryota; Oomycota; Saprolegniomycetes; Saprolegniales; Saprolegniaceae. The record is from RefSeq and is a predicted model, not a curated record. Gene Ontology annotation, biological process: RNA processing; spliceosomal snRNP assembly. The annotation marks the transcript as partial.